ACAGAAUGCUGAAACAGUUUCUGAUGAGUUAGAAGAACAUGGCAGUAGAAUAAAGGAGAAGGCUGUUUCUGGAGAGAAUAAAGGCUAUUACUGAAUUUAGUUGCCCGCUUGCUAACCUUGGCUUCAGACCUUUCCAGAUUUGGUUGGAGCAUGAAAGGGAGGAAGAAAAAUAUGGUAAGAAGGGCUGCGGAGGUGAGCAAGGUGAGGGCGGGGCCUUGAGCGCAGCCACCCACUCUCUGCCGGCUCUCGGUCUCUAGAAAAGGCGCGUGGUUCGGUCUGCAGGGCUGAGUGCGGAGCCCCCAGCAGCAGCAGCAGGUUCCGCAGCGCCGCUGUCAAGGAGCCUGAGCCACUUGGCUCCGCAGCACGGUGCCGCCUAGAGGGCUCCGCAGGGCGAGUUCAGAGUGCCCGGAGCCACCCCCGUACCUCGAGGAAGCGCAGCGAACGAACGCAGGAGAUCGCACCAGGACAUCUGUCUCUGCCGCCUACAAGAGAAUAUGGAUUUUGCCACAAGAUGGUUCUACCUGCCUUUGGGUUGCAUGUUGCUGAUCCAUCUGACUCAUGCUGACUUUGAAUUUCAAAAGGGGGUACUUGCCAGCAACAACCCAGGGAUCAUGGAAGACAUUGAUCCCCAGUGCUGGAAUACGUGCUCUUUGACAUUGAUAGAGCUCAAGGAACUCAAGAUAGAGCACAAUGUGGAUGCUUUCUGGAAUUUCAUGUUGUUCCUGCAAAAAUCCCAGUGGCCUAGACAUUAUAAUGUCUUCUUAAGCAUAGCUCAGGAUUUCUGGGACAUGUAUGUAGACUGCUUGCUUUCAAGAUCUCAUGGAAUGGGCAGAAGACAGUUGAUGUCUCCCAGGACUGGAUUUUAUAAAACGUGAGUUUUACAUUUAAGAGAACAUGGAAAAAUACCUCAAGCAGGAUGACACCAACCUGAAAAUUUAACCCUGUGUCAGUAUUUAUGAGCUCAAAUAUUUCCUACAGCAUUUAUCAAAAUUGUUAUUUCCAGUUCUUUAAUAUUGAUGAAGGUUGUAUUUUUGUUGAUGUGUAAUUGUUAGAAUCAUCAUUUCUAUACUUUUGGAUAAUUUGUCAAUAAUUUUUUAUUUAGAAGGCAUCUUUGUAAAGCAUCUUUUUUUUAAAAGAAACCAUCACUUUAAAUGCAAAUACAAUAUAUAUAUUUUAAUACAAUGAUCAGUGGAGUAAAAUAAUAACCAAUUUUAUCUGGUGUUAUAUAUAAUAUUGACCUUAAAACUGUGCCAAAAUUAAUGCCAAUAUUAUCCUAAAAAGUAAUAUUUAAUCUUGAUGUAGUAUACUCUGUGGCUUCUGAUAUAUGUGUCUCAUCACCAAGCUAUCUUAUAUAUUACUUUUUAUCCAUUAAGGACUAAAAUUUCAUUUUAUGUUCUCAUUUUUAUUGUCCUUAUUUUAAAAAAAGGAAUAAUGAACAGAAAAGUAGUAAGAAACUUCAUUUUAGUAAAGUGCAAAAUUAAAGUGAAAGUCACUCAGUCAUGUCCAGCUCCACUCAGUCAUGUCCAACUCUGUCACCCCAUGGACUCUAUAGUUCAUGGAAUUCUGCAGACCAGAAUACUGGAGUGGGUAGCCUUUCCCUUCUCCAGGGGAUUUUCCCAACCAACCCAGGGAUCAAACCCAGGUCUCCUGCAAUUUCAGGCAGAUUCUUUACCAGUUGAGCCACAGGGGAAGCCCAGGAAUACUGGAGUGGGUAGCCUGUCCCUUCUCCAGCAGGUCUUCCCAACCCAGGAAUCAAACUGGGGUUUCCUGUGUUGCAGGUGGAUUCUUUACCAACUGAGCUAACAGGGAAGCCCUUUAGUAAAAUGUAAUUGGAUAGAAUUUUUGUCUCUAGAAGACAAAAAUUGUUUUUAUAUUUCCUUUUAUAUAACACAUUUUAUUCUAAAAAGGAUGUGGAAUUUAAAGAAAUAUACCAAACAAUAGAAUAACAUGAAUUAGAUUAAGAGAUUGGGAUGAUGAGAAAUAGGAAACAAAUAAUAUGCAGUUAAAGUUUUAGAUCAAAGCUUUUAAAUGUAUGUCAUAAAGUUCUAUACCUUUGAUAAAGGGUAGCCAUAAAUUUAGUCUGAAUUUCCAAUGUGAAUUGGGGCUCAUGAGUGGUUUCAAGACUCAUAGUGGGGACCAAGCAAUAUGUUUGCGAGCCUAGCUUUUUCCUAGGUCUGAGGAUCAAUAGAAGUCUGUCUGUCCCAUAGGUUUUUUAUAAUGGCUGCCAUGGGUUAAAGCAUUGUGUUUUCAAGUAUCCCAACAAUGACAGAUAGCCUUCAAUGUAACUUGAUGCCAGCACACCCAAACACAAUUAAAUACAAACAGUUUCAAAAGCAUCAAAAAUAAUAUGAAUUGUCUGAUAGUUUGAUUUGAUCCAAGAAUAAAUUUUGAAUUAGGGGGCCUGACAUUCUUUGAGUUGUGGACCACUUUGAAAUUCUGAUGAAAUUAUAGACCCUUUACUAGGGGUUUUAUAUAUAUAUACACUCAUACUUUGUACAUAAUUUCAGGGGUCCCAUGAGUCCUAGGUCAAGAAACUCCAGUAUUAAGGAAUGAAUGGACUGCAUAGCUUUCAGGUAUUUUUUUUACAAGUAGCAUUUCAUAUAAAUAAGUUUUGUAUAAUAACUGGUUACAGAUAAUAUGAGGUUUUAAGUUUAAUAUUAUACAUUUCUAGAUUGAGAAUAUUUGAUCUUGCCAAUUACAGAUAGAUCCCUAAGCUCAGAAAAGCAACUAGUUAGAGGGUAGACCAUAUGUUCUCUUAUAAAAAUGACCAAAUACCCAUGAAGCUGAUAAAUUCAUUUCCUUUUAUAGAGGCAUGGGGUCAUGAUUUUUCCUUAGAAAACAGUCCUCUUUUGGAACUUCAGAAGUUGAAUGCCAUAAAGCAAGAUCAUGUCAUUUUAGCCUAAAAAAUUAUUCAACCAGUUGUCAGCAAUCUUUGUUGUCAUAAAAAUUUUAUUGCAGCAAUGAUGAGCUUUUUAAUAUUAAUAAAAUUAAUUUCUAACCUUCCAAAACAGAUUAACUGAAAAUGAUUUCCUAGUUCUCCUAGUUAAAUUUACAUGCGACCUUGGAUUAUUAAAGAAGUUAAAAAUAAGGAUAUUUCCUAAACUGAGCAUUCUGGUUUUAGAGCCGUCCAUCUUAAGUCUCUUUGAUGGUACUUAGAUAUAAUGCUCUGUUAAAUCCCCCCAGUUUUGGGCAUAAAUCAUGUCAUCUGUAUACAGAAGAAAAAAUUUUUUUUCAUCGUUCACUUAUUCAUCCAACACAAAUUCAUUGAGCUUGGAGAUACACUGCUGAGCAAUCCAGACACAAUCCUUGCUCCCAGAGUUGUCACUGCUGUAGGACAAAGAUGCAGCAGGAAAUAAUAUUACUAAUUUAAAAUCACUUUUAUGAUGUCAAAAUAUAAGCUUUUUUUUUUUUUAAAAAAAAGAGAAAUGGUAGCCAGAAUAGGGUUGAGUGGGGAAAAAUUCUUAGUUCUCUUUUUUGUUAUUCCAAAUCAUCAGACUAGUCAGACAAGACGAUGAUCCAAAAAAUAAAACCCCAAACCCCCACCCAUUCUUGCAGUCGUGGUAUGGUAAAGACUCAAUAAGUUUCACAGCUUUAUGUAUAUGCUGAACUCUUAUAGCUUAAUUCAAAACCAGUUAUUUUCCAGAGUGCUGAAAGCUGAGGAGGGAAAAAAGAUAGCAAAACAUAUAUUGGGAAUUCACUGGAAGUCAAGUGGUUGGGACUUCUUGCUUCCACUGCAGGAGACAUGGGUUUGAUUCCUAGAUGGGAAACCAAGAUCCCACAUGCUUCAAAGUACAGAGAAACAAAACAAAUAAAACCAUCUAAUAUUGCUCCCAAAAUAUUUCUUCAUGAGGUGAUACAAUGGUUAAUUUACUGAGUGCUUAUGCUGAAAAUUCCUCUGCUCUUCCUAUAGAAUUUUUUUUUAACUUUAAAUAAGCUUUUUAUUUUGGAGUAGUUUCAAAUUUGCUGAAAAGUUGCAAGCUAGUGCAGAGAGUUCUUAUAUACGCCUCACCCAUUUUUCCAUAUUGUUAACAUCUUACAUUAGUCUGGUAUGUUUGUCGUAACUAAUGAACCAGUAUUGAUACAUUCUAAAUUAAACUUCAUAUUUUAUUUGAAUUCCACUAAUUUUCCCCCUUUUAUGUCCUCUUGCUGUUCCAGUCUGAUGAUCUGGAAUAAGGAAAAAGAAAACUAUGAAUUGUUCCCCACUCAACCCUAUCCCAUCCAGGACACCAUUUACAUUGAGUUGUCAUGUCUCCUUAGACUCUAAGAAGAUGUUUUUGAUUACCUUGAUAAUUCCAGAUACUGGCCAGGUAUAUUGCAGGAUGUCCCUCAAUUUGGGUUUGCCUGAUGUUUCUCUCAGGUUUUGAUGAGGGUUAUAGGUUUUGGGGGAUGAAAACUACAGAGGUAAAGCACUGUUCUCAACACUUCAUAUCAAGGGUACAUGCUGUCUACAUGACAUACCUCACAGAUGGUGUUUAACCUUGGCUAAGGUAGUAUUUGGGCUUCCCAGGUGGCACUAGUGGUAAGGAACCUAUCUGCCAGUGCAGGAGGCAUAAGAGAUGCCAGUUUGAUCCCUGGGUUGGGAAGAUCCCCUGGAGGAGGGCAUGACAACCCACUUCAGUAUUCUUGCCUGGAGAAUCCCAUAGGGAGAGGAGCUUGGCAGGCUACACAGUCUAAAGGGUCACAAAGAGUCAGACAUGACUGAAGUGACUUAGUAUGCAAGGUAGUAUUUACCAGAUUUCUUGGCUAUAAAGUUACUUUCCCUUCUCUUUCUAUGUUGUAUGCUUUAAAGCAAGGCAUUAAGCAUAACCCACACUUUAGGGAAUGGGAAGUUAUGUUACAUUUCCUUGAAAAGGAACUAUCUACAUAAAUAUAAGUGGUCAUGAAACAUGGCUGCCAAUGACUGAUGUAAGCUUAGGCUGUGUUGGCCGCAGGUGAGUAAAAAUGAAAGGGACUAGUUUUAUUAUACCCUCUAUGUAUCUAUGUUAAACCUGUAAAUUUUUGUUUGGUUCUGUUGGUCUCAGUAUAGAGGAAUACUAACAAAUUUCAGCACUUCAGAAAGAGCUGGCCAGAUUCAUAGUCUGGAAUGAUUAAAUAAACUGGAUAUUUGACCCCCAGAAACUUAGGGUGAACAUCAUAGUUUUUCCCUGUGAUAUGAAAUGCACCCUGUGUUCCAGAGGCAGACUGAGGAACAGAAGAACAAUAGUUGUUCACCUAAUUAUUCACCAGUUUUCAUCCAAUAUGAGCAAGCACUGGCUGAAAGGAUCUAAUCAUGUAAUGAACUCCUCCCUCAUGUGGUAAAAUUCUCAUUAUUGAACAGUGUUGAAGUCACUUUCAUCUGGGCUCCUAAACUCCAUUUUUAUUUUCUUGACUAUUUUUUCAUUUAGUUUAUUAGCAAAAGUUUGGGAGCUAAAAUUUUGUCUCACUUGACUCAUGGAAGGAAAUAUACUAUCCACCUUUCAGCCAGGCCGGAUGGGCUCAGGAGUGAUGUAGUGGGAGCACAGAUGUGAGGAGAGACGGAGACUUGUUAGAAUUAGUGACAGUGUCAGACAGAGGGACUGAUUUGCUGGCUCACUGCUGAGUGCCUAGAACUAUAAUAUGGGAUCUUGGAUAUUGUCUGUCUACCAAGUACAAGUGUCUAGAUUAAGCAACCUUACUACCCUUCAUCCACAUACAUUUCUUCCUCUGUUAAAUGGCUGCUAGGUAAUAACCUGCCCUAUUUUACCUUUCCUCUUUCUGAUGGGUGAGAUUUACAACAACAGGGAGAAAUUCUACAGAAGGCACAGAUUUUUUUGAUGACAGUCAGUCCUAAUAAAUCUGGAGAUACCAAGUUGUACUAUAUACAAAAAAUGAUAUUCACCCAAGUAGUAUCAAUUCUAUUUCUACUCUCUGGUCAUAUUAAUGUAGUAGUAUUUAUGCCUCAUUUUAGAGAAAGUCUACCACUCUUAUGAAGUGAAUGCAUCUGAACUACCAUAACGUGUCUGUGUUUAGCAUUCCCUGUAUAGUGUUUUGUUGGUUGAACCUUCCCUUUGAGUUCAGGACUUUGCUGUAUUUGCGUAAGUUGAGGGAAAGGCUGCCAGGAACUGGGGCUACCAUCACACUUAUUCAGUAAUUAACUAAGGUGUUGGUUACCACAAUGAAUGAGAUAUGGUCUC
Messenger RNA from Dama dama (fallow deer), 6152 nucleotides. It is a transcript of the gene FAM237B, whose product is annotated as family with sequence similarity 237 member B. Lineage: Eukaryota; Metazoa; Chordata; Mammalia; Artiodactyla; Cervidae. Bases 495 to 875 code for a protein of 126 amino acids. The record is from RefSeq and is a predicted model, not a curated record. The transcript is spliced from 6 exons.